AUGAGAUCCUCAAUCCUCCUCACCAUCUUCAGCUCCCUCAUCACCUCCGCCUCGUGCCACUGCAAAUACUCCUUCCUCGUCGACGCCGCAAGCUCUUACACCUUCGCCCUCAGCGCCGGAAACCCCUCCUUUUUCACCACCGCCUACGUCAGCCCCAACACGACCUACUACACAGAGUCCGACCAGCCCCUCGACAUCCGCACCGGCAUCUUGUCCAAACCCGGCAUCAAAAUCACCCGCCGCCUCUCAAUCCACGACACAGUCGACUGCUCCACCUUCACCCAAGUCAUCAGCACCGACCCUGUGCAUCCCUACGUCAUCGGCACCCGCAUCGUCUUCGGCAACGUCCACCACAACAACAACAACAACAACGACACCAAAGCCACUUUGAUCGAGACCCUCGCCACCAAACCCGGUGACUGGCUUUUCAACGCCACGGGUUACGCACACUGGGACGCGCAGGAAUCGUGGGAUCCCAUCCCCCCAACCGAAAGUUCAACCGAUUUCGAUUCCGAGAGGCUGAAGCGGGACUCAAGAGCUGUGAUCAAAGCCGCGGGCGACGCUUACUUUGAUCGGUUUGCUGAUGUUAACGUCUCGGUGCCGUUUGGCACGCCCUGCGCGCGUUUAGAGGGGGGCGGGGCGUACACGGAUACGCAUCUCUCGUACAAGCAGACGUGUGAUUUGGGGUUGCCUAGCAAUGUGAGGGUGAGGAAUAGGAGGUAUGUGGUGGACGAGACGAUGGGGGCCGUGGCCAUCUUUGUGGGGUUCCCGGGACUGGAUAGGUCGGCGCCGGAGGUGGCGGUGCCGGAUAGUCAUUUGUUUAGGGUGGAAAGGGGGAAGAUUAGGUAUAUACAUACGUUGUCGACUUGUGUUACGCCGGGGUGCGGGUUGAAUGGGACGUUGAGUGGUAAGACGGACUUUGCCAAGAGGUAG
Messenger RNA from Neurospora tetraspora, 933 nucleotides. RefSeq lists its product as uncharacterized. NCBI's taxonomy places the organism in Eukaryota, Fungi, Ascomycota, Sordariomycetes, Sordariales, Sordariaceae. The record is from RefSeq and is a predicted model, not a curated record. The transcript is spliced from 2 exons. The coding region runs from base 1 to 933 and encodes 310 amino acids.